AUUCCCUACUCUAUAUACAUCUUUAUUCACGAACUAAUUUAUCAUGGCCGCGUCACCGACACCGUCAUCAUCGUCGACGUUGUUAGAAAUCAUCAUAAUCUCCGCGGAGGACCUGCGUGUGGGCCGCCACGGCCGGCCCGUCGAGAAGGACGCGUUCGUGACGGUCCGGACGGGGCCCCGCGAUGCGGCGGCGACCGCGCUCGACCGCGACGGCGGGAGCUGCCCCACGUGGAACGAGCGGCUUCUGGUGGGGCUUCCGAGCUCCGCGCGGUCGAUACGCGUCGAGGUCGGGUGCGGGAAGCAGCAGGGCUGGGGGACCGGGACCGUGCCCGUGCCGGUGGCGGCGGCGGCAGUGCCGGUGGCGGAGUUUUCGCAUGGCCCGGCCGGGUACCUGCACCUUUUGAGCUACAGGUUGAGGGAUGGAGAGGGGAGGAGGAAUGGGAUCGUGAAUUUUUCUGUGAGGAGGGUGGUGAAGAGAGGAGGAGGAGGAGGAGGAGGAGGGAACCAUGAUCAUCAUCACCAUUAUGAAGAGGCAGGUCAUGUGGUGAUGGGGUAUCCUGUUGUGGGCUCUUGUGGAGGACGUGGGAUUUAGGGUUUUUUUUUUUUUUUUNUUCUGUUCCAAGAAAAAUACUAUCUGCGUAAAUUUUACAUAUUUUUUAUCUCGGAGUCUACCAAAUUUUUUUAGAUUUUUAGUAUUAAAAGAAUUGAUAUGACUAGUAAAAUAA
This is a messenger RNA of Ananas comosus (pineapple), 725 nucleotides long. RefSeq names its product BON1-associated protein 2. The transcript has a single exon. NCBI's taxonomy places the organism in Eukaryota, Viridiplantae, Streptophyta, Magnoliopsida, Poales, Bromeliaceae. The record is from RefSeq and is a predicted model, not a curated record. The coding region runs from base 44 to 592 and encodes 182 amino acids.